CCCACUUCCGGCGAGAGGCGGUGGCUGAGAGCCGAGGUGCGGCUGGGCCCGGGACCGCGCGGUGCAGGUGUCCCGCCCUCGGGCCUGCCCUCACGGACUGUCUCUAAGAGGAGGGGACGGCUCCAGGCGUGCCGGGAGGUGCGUGAAGCGCGGUCCCGCCCGGGGCUGCCGGCGGUACUGUAAGCAAGCUACGGUUGCGAAAGACAUGAAGGCACUUGAAAUCGCUUGAAGUUUUCCCUCAAGUCUCAUGUUUCUAGGUGAUAAAGUUAUAGUUUGUUUGUGGCUUGGUAUAAACCUGGCUGGUUGUCGUGCGGGGUUUUUUGUUGCAAUUGCAGGUCAUCUGGAAAAUUGGGCUUGGCUGGCCAGAAUUGCUCCUGGCUGAAAACAAUGAAGCACCAUUUUGCAUGAAACUUGUACAGGACUGAGAUCAUGGCAUCUUCAACAAACCUAGAUGUCGGGGCCCAGUUAAUUGUGGAAGAAUGUACCACAAGCUACAGCCUUCCACCCAUGCCGGACAUUAAAGUGGAGCAUCAGCUUGACACCAGCACAGAGGAAGGCCCAGCUCAGAGUGUCACCAUGGGGAUGAAAUUCAUUUUGCCCAAUAGAUUUGAUAUGAAUGUCUGCUCACGAUUUGUGAAGUCGUUGAAUGAGGAGGACAGUAAAAAUAUUCAAGAUCAAGUCAACUCUGACCUUGAAGUUGCAUCUGUCCUAUUUAAAGCUGAAUGCAACAGCCACACUUCUCCUUCCCCUGGUAUCCAAGUAAGACAUGUUUAUACCCCAUCAACUACUAAGCAUUUCUCACCAAUAAAACAAUCAACUACACUAACUAACAAACACAGGGGAAAUGAAGUCUCUACAACACCUCUGCUUGUAAACUCUUUAUCAGUUCAUCAGCUGGCUGCUCAAGGAGAAAUGUUAUAUUUGGCCACACGUAUUGAACAAGAAAAUUUAAUCAAUCAUAAGGAUGAAGAAGGAUUUACCCCUCUGAUGUGGGCUGCAGCUCAUGGGCAGAUAGCAGUAGUGGAAUUUCUCCUCCAGAAUGGUGCAGAUCCUCAGAUUCUGGGGAAGGGACGAGAAAGUGCACUCUCACUGGCCUGCAGUAAAGGAUACACAGAUAUUGUCAAAAUGUUGCUUGACUGUGGAGUUGAUGUUAAUGAGUACGACUGGAAUGGAGGCACACCCUUGCUAUAUGCAGUACAUGGGAACCAUGUGAAAUGUGUAAAAAUUCUUCUUGAAAAUGGUGCUGAUCCAACUAUCGAAACAGAUGCUGGAUAUAAUUCCAUGGAUUUGGCUGUAGCCUUGGGCUAUCGGAGUGUUCAGCAGGUUAUCGAGUCUCAUUUAUUAAAGCUCCUUCAAAAUAUUAAGGAAUAAUGGUUGGCUCUACUGCAGGUGCCACGUCUUGGCUGGGAGAUUUGAACUGCUCUUUAGCUCUAAUUGGUGACAAGAGUUGGUCGUUAUGUAACUUUACCUCAGUGCAACUAUUUGCUGGCUUUAGUUAAGCUUUUCUCUGUUCUUCCCCUUAUUUCACUGUUGUUAAUACAAAUGUGCAAUGUCAUC
Catharus ustulatus (Swainson's thrush) is the source of this 1557-nucleotide messenger RNA. It is a transcript of the gene ANKRA2, whose product is annotated as ankyrin repeat family A member 2. Gene Ontology annotation, biological process: regulation of gene expression. The transcript is spliced from 10 exons. Gene Ontology annotation, cellular component: nucleus. Gene Ontology annotation, molecular function: protein binding. The coding region runs from base 430 to 1371 and encodes 313 amino acids. NCBI's taxonomy places the organism in Eukaryota, Metazoa, Chordata, Aves, Passeriformes, Turdidae. The record is from RefSeq and is a predicted model, not a curated record.